Molecule: messenger RNA, 1014 nt
Organism: Drosophila bipectinata
Lineage: Eukaryota; Metazoa; Arthropoda; Insecta; Diptera; Drosophilidae
Molecular function (GO): nucleic acid binding
Source: RefSeq, a predicted model, not a curated record
AUGGAGUGCACUGAAGCUGAGUGCGCACUGGUAUGGCAAUCGCAGCGAGAAGCGUUUGCUGAGGACAGCCAAGGAAGAGCCGCCAAGGGCAGCCGACUACAUGGACUGUCCCCAUACUUCGACGAGGACGGAGUAAUGCGAGCCAGCGGAAGGAUCGACGAGGCGACGAGAGAGCCAAACAGCGCUCGUCGGCCGAUCAUACUGUCUCAAGAGAAGAAAUUGGCGGAGAUGAUCGUGCAGCAUCACCACAAGAGGAUGUGCCACCAAAACACGGAGGCAGCCAUCGGAGCAAUCCGGCAGAAGUCCUGGAUUACGAACUUACGGAGGGUGGUGAGCAAGUGCAACGUUUGUAAGCCCGAGAUGUGUCCCCUGCCAGAGGACCGGCUGAAAGCCAACGAAUGGCCCUUUAAGUUUAUAAUUAAGCUAUUUGUGACGGUUGAACGUCACACGGAGAAGAGGUGGGUGGCACUGUUUACGUGUCUGACCACAAGAGCUAUCCACUUGGAGAUAGCUCACGAUUUGUCCACCGAUUCCUGCAUAAUCGCUAUAAGGAACUUCAUGAGCCGACGUUUACCCGUCGUCAGGAUUAGGAGCGACAAUGGAAAAAACUUCGUUGGAGCCGAUCGCGAGACCAACUGGUUCAGCGAAGUGUUUGAGCCUGUACAGAUCCAAGGCGAGCUGUCGUCUAAAGGAGUCGAAUGGAUCUUCAAUUCCCCGGCGAACCCAGCUGAGGCAGCCCAGGAGCACGUACUGGAGAACCUGCUGAUUGAAGCGGAGAGCAUAAUAAACUCUCGUCCGCUCACUCAUCUAUCAGUGACGGUAGACCAGGAAGCUCCACUGACACCCCACGAUUUGCUGAAUGGAGCACCCGAUGUCCCAGAUCUUUCCAAGGAUGACGGACAGGAGUCCGUGAGAUGCGCCACCAGAAAGCAGUGGCGCAUAAAAAGGAUGAUGCGGGAUCGAUUCUGGAAGGGAUGGGUGCAUGAGUACCUGCCGACUUUUCUGCGCGGGUAG